Messenger RNA from Striga asiatica, 2845 nucleotides. NCBI's taxonomy places the organism in Eukaryota, Viridiplantae, Streptophyta, Magnoliopsida, Lamiales, Orobanchaceae. The record is from the annotation of a GenBank genome assembly.
AUGGCAAGCAACUCAAAGGCCGAUAGCAAAUUCAAGAGAAUCUGUGUAUUCUGUGGGAGUAAUCAGGGUUACAGAAAAAUCUUCAGCGAUGCUGCUAUUGAUUUGGGAAAUGAACUGGUGAAUAGAAAUAUAAGUUUGAUUUAUGGUGGUGGAAGUGUUGGGCUGAUGGGUUUAUUGUCCCAAAGAGUUUAUGAUGGUGGUUGCCAUGUUCUUGGAGUAAUCCCUAGAGCUCUAGUCCCCAUUGAGAUAUCAGGAGAAACUGUUGGGGAAGUCAGAGUUGUUUCUGACAUGCACGAGCGCAAAGCUGAAAUGGCUCGGGAAGCUGAAGCAUUUAUUGCUCUUCCUGGUGUUGAAGAAGGCUUCAUAAAGCCGAGUGCUCGGCACAUAGUUCUUUCGGCUCCUACUGCCAACGAACUUUUAACAAAGAUGGAGCAAUACACCCCUUUACACGAUGAUGUUGUCCCUCAUGAAAGCUGGCAUAUGGAGCAACUUGGUAAAAGAAAAGGCAUUUUUUUUCAAGGAAAAGGAAAAGCAAGAGUAGAAACCCUGUCCCCGAACAACCGGAAACUAAUCCUCCGCCGCCCUCCGCCGAACGAAGACGAUCUACGCGCAGUUUUUUACCGCCUUACUCACGCGACUUGGAAAUUUCAGGGUAAUUCUGUUGUGCCCGAGUUUUAUACACCUGAUUGAGUUGACCCAGCUCGCCAUGGCUUAUGGCGGCCCGGCCGUGGCUCCGACGGCGCCAAUAGGCGGCUCUAAGACAGUUAGGCAGGUCAAAUUGGACAAAGAAUGCGAGCUCAGAGUUGAAGUUGGUCCCGAUUCUCCGCUUCGCCUCCGCGUGCUCAAUGGCACCGCCGAGAUUUUUGGGACGGAAAUUCCACCGGAGAUUUGGUUGACUUUCCCCCCGAGGCUUAAAUUUGCGGUUUUUACAUGGUAUGGGGCAACAAUUGAAAUGGAUGGUACAACUGAAACUGACUACACGGCUGAUGAGACUCCCAUGAUCAGCUACGUCAAUGUCCAUGCUGUGCUGGAUGCUCGACGAAAUCGUGCCAAAGCUUCACCCAGUGAUUCUGAUGCUUCUCAGGGACCAAGGGUCAUAGUUGUUGGGCCAACAGACUCGGGGAAGAGUACAUUGUCAAGGAUGCUUCUUAGUUGGGCCGCUAAACAAGGUUGGAAGCCUACUUUUGUGGAUUUAGAUAUUGGCCAAGGAUCUAUAACUAUACCUGGAUGCAUAGCUGCUACACCAAUCGAGCUACCGAUUGAUCCAGUUGAAGGGAUCCCUCUUGACAUGCCUUUAGUUUAUUUUCAUGGCCAUGUGACACCAAGUGGCAAUAUAGAUCUCUAUAAGGUGUUAGUCAAGGAGCUUGCUCAGGUUUUGGAGAGGCAGUUUGCUGGAAAUAUUGAAUCGAGAGCUUCUGGCAUGGUGAUUAAUACCAUGGGAUGGAUAGAAGGUGUUGGUUAUGAGUUGCUGUUGCAUGCGAUUGAUACAUUCAAUGCCACAGUUGUUCUGGUUUUGGGUCAGGAAAAGCUUUGGAGCAUGCUUAGAGAUGUUCUGAAAAACAAACCUAGUGUAGACGUGGUGAAACUUCAAAAGUCUGGUGGUGUUGUCUCUAGAAAUGCAAAAGUUCGUCAGAAGGCCAGAGCAUACAGAAUACGUGAAUACUUUUACGGCAUCGCGAAAGAUCUUUCCCCUCAUUCCAACACUGCAAACUUCAGCGAUUUGUGCAUCUACCGAGUUGGUGGGGGCCCGGCGGCCCCACGAUCUGCUCUGCCAGCUGGCGCUGAACCGACUGCUGACCCGACAAGAGUCAUCCCUGUCAAUGUUAACCAAGACUUGCAGCAUCUUGUGCUAGCUGUAUCCUUUGCUAAAGAACCCGAUGAAAUAGUUUCCAGUAAUGUUGCUGGGUUCAUCUGGAUCACUGGCAUUAACUUCGAAAGCAAGACAGUUACGUACCUUGCGCCAUCUGCUGGAAGUCUUCCGGGUAAAUAUUUGAUCGUGGGGAAUCUGACGUGGGUUGAAACUUGAGGGAGCUAACAACUCCGUUUUUCUCUUGUACAAUUUACGGUCGAGCCCCAGAAAAAGCCCAAAGUAGUUUAGAGCGAGAUUAGGUGUAGAAACAUGAAUGGAUAGCAAUAUUUAUGCUGCCUGAUGCAGAGGGCUUAUACUUUUAUAACACAUUUAUGUUAUAGAUUUGUGCUAAUCAAAAUGUUAUUAUGAGUUAUUUUCAAGGUAGAAACUCUAGUCCUUUUCAUUCGAAGCUGAUGUGAGAUGGCACGAUAUAUAAAACCAUCCUUAAUUAUUCAUACAUGGUGUAGUGACUCGUACUAAUUUUUUUUCAGAUAAGAUGUCAAUACACAAAUUCAUAAACGAAUAAUGGAAAUUCUGUGGGGUUAGGCUAAGAAGAAUGACUAACGGGUAUUCAUUUUCUGCUGAAGUUAUUUACAUGAAAUUGAUCAAUGGAAAACAGUAGGUUACAGGCAUAUACAUGUUUCCCUGCAUUGUGAUCAUAUAUAUUAUUUGUCUGCAAGUGUAAAAGGCUUGAUCUUUUGCAGGUUUUUAAUGUUCUUCUAAUCAUAUAUAUGUAUACUUGUAAUGAUUUCGAUUUCAUGACAUCAAUCUCAGCAACAACAAAGAACUACAGACAGAAAAUAUAGCAAGGGUUAUCAUACUAGUGCUGGAAUUUUUGACCGUUUGAUAAAGAUUGUUAUUUUUUUUUCGUUAAAUCAACACAUUUUACCGUUUAAUGAACACAAACCUGUUCACUGUGUGACCAAUGGAUAAAAACUGCAAUCUAAUCUUCCCAUNGUGAAAAAGAAAAAAAAAAGAAAAAAAAGAAAAAAAAAA